AUGAUUAAUUAGGAUAGAUCUUAAAGUAAUUUUUUAAAAGAGGAUUCUCAUUUACCCGUUGAAACUAUUCUUUAUUAAGGGAAGAAAUAUGUUCCAUUUUUCCUCGGUGGUUCAUAGGGAUAUUAUACUGAUUAAUAACCUAUACCUCCAUAUGACGCAAUUGAUUUGAUUUUAGAAGGUGUGGCAUUAAUAGAAUUAAUAUUGAUGUGGGUAUUCUUUGCAUAAUUAUAUAAUUAAGUAUUUCAUUAAUGUAGUAUGAUAGCUUGAUAUAGAAAUUCCUAUUUUUUAUAAUGCAUUAGGAGAAUAGACAGCAACUGGCGAUAAAAUAAUUUUGUUAGCAAUUCCUACUCUUGGCUCAUUUUUUUUUAUUUUAUUAACUAUUUUAUCAUUAAUAACUAAUAGAUUUUAGUAUGAUUUGUAAGUGACUCCAGAGAAUUCAAAAAUAAUAUUUUCAAAUACUAGAAAAUUAAUUCUUGUAUUUAAAGUUAUAACAUAAGGAUUGUACAUUUUGAUACAUAAAUUUUAGAUUUAUAUUUUUGAGUAUAGGUUCAAUUAGAGUGAUUCAGAAUGAGAUAAAUGGAUAUUUAAUGUCAUAUGUUGUAUUUGUAAUAAUAGUAUAUGGAUUAGCAUAUUAUUAUUAUACAAUAGAAAUGGCUAAGAUAAUUUGA
Molecule: messenger RNA, 668 nt
Organism: Paramecium sonneborni
Lineage: Eukaryota; Ciliophora; Oligohymenophorea; Peniculida; Parameciidae
Source: the annotation of a GenBank genome assembly